AUGCCCCAUACAGUAAAUCCCAAUCGUCGGGGUGAGCGUGAGCGUAGGCCUACUCAAAAGGCCCUUGAAAGCCAGUUACAAGCCUUACAGGGUUCCAGAAGGGCCUCUGUCAGAAAGCAGGCAAAGGCUAUGUUUGCUCAGGCAAAGAGUCCUGAGCCAGAAGUCGAUCAGGAUGUCGAAGAGGACGAGUUAGGUGACGAAGAAGUUAGCGCAGAGGAAUCUGAACUCAGUGUGAGAAGUUUGUCGGACAUCAACAAGACGUUGCAAAUUGAGGCUUUGAAGGUGAAAGCUGAGGCUGAGCGUGUAAAACAAGCAAUUGCGGCAGAAGAGUUCAAGCUUGCUCAGGUAGCAGAGGAGAGGGCAUUUGAGCUUCAACAGAAAAAGGAGUUAAUCGAUUUGGAGACCCAAGUGAAAAUCUCCACUGUCAAAGCAGAACUGUUGGCUGGACUUGAGAACUCUGGUAAAAAGCCUGUCAGCGUUAGGCCCAAACCCAAUUUGCCCGUUUCUGAAUCUGAAGAUGAUGUCAGCAGUGAUCAUAGGGGAUCCUACUUGGAGUAUUUAGAUAAAGGCGAUCCAAUGCAGUUCAGGUUGUUUGUUAGAGCUUUUGAGCAUGGCGUUAUCGACAAGACUGAUAGUCCCAAGGAUCAUAUUUACUACCUUGAGCAAUACACUUCUGGAGAGCCUCAAGAGUUGGUGAGAAGUUGCAUCCACAUGGAUCGUGCAAAGGGCUACAAGAGGGCUAUGAAGCUCUUAAAGUUGAACUUUGGGGAUGAGUACCGCAUUUCGACUGCCUAUGUUGAGAAAGCGAUGAAAUGGCCGAGCAUCAAGGCAGAGGAUGCGGCAGGGAUCAAGAAGUAUGCCUUGUUUUUGCUGGGUUGUCUGAAUACGAUGAAGGACAUAGAGUACAUGAGGGAACUUGACCACCCCAAAAACCUCCAGGAGCUGAGUUCCAAACUUCCGUUCAAAAUGAGGGCUCAAUGGAGAAGCCGUGCUCUUGACAUUUCAGACAAGAACAAAAGAGCCAAAUUUGAGGACUUUGUCACUUUUGUUGACAGGCAAUCACGUUUGCUUAACGAUCCAGUAUUUGGGUCAAUCGUUGACAGUAAACCGGUUUCCCAGGAGAAACCAAAGGCGAGAUAUGGAAAACCUGCUUCAGCAAAGACUAGCUUUGCAACCGCUUGUAGUGCAGUGAGGCCAAGUUCUGAUCAACAUAGGAACAAUGUCAACAAUGUGGGCAAGUCAGAUAGUGUUAAAUCAUGCCUGUACUGCAAGGGUACUCAUGGCUUGGACGUUUGCAGACGUUUACAGCACACGCCAAACAAUGAUAGGAUCCGCUUUCUAAGAGCGCAGAAGUUGUGUUUUGGCUGCUUGAUGAGCGAUGGUCAUGUGAGCAAAAACUGUACUAACAGGCUUCAAUGUGAGGUGUGUUCAGGAUUACAUCCAACCUGCUUGCAUAGGUCACAGAAAGUGGACACCGCAGCACAGGAGUUGAGGAACUGUUGCACGUCCGGGCUCAUUUCAGAAUACGCUAUGCCGGUUGUGCCCGUAUUGGUGAAGUCAGUAAGUGGUGACAAGGCAAUAAAGACUGAUGCCCUUCUCGACACAGGAAGUUCGGCUACAUUCUGUUCUGAGACACUGAUGGAACGACUGAAUCUUCGAGGAUCGAAGGUAAAAACUAACAUCUCUACGAUGUCCGAUAAGUCUGAGCCAUCGACCGGUUACCUGCUGAAGGGAUUGGAAGUUAGCGGCCUUGAUACUGGUGUGUUCACUGAGCUACCUGAAGUGUUUACUCAGUCCGAGUUACCCGUGAGUAAGGAUGACAUUCCUAAGCAAGAGGACAUUGAUAGAUGGCCGUAUCUCAGUAAAGUUAAGAUUCCAGAGAUUGAUGCAGACGUUGAUUUGCUGAUAGGUUCGAAUGCGCCAAAGGCUAUGGAGCCUUAUGAGAUUGUACAAAGCCGGGACAGUGGUCCCUACGUCAUUAGGACUCUAUUGGGCUGGUCAGUCAAUGGUCCCGUGAAACCUGGCAAGACACGAAGUGAGUUGAGUAGCUUUCGUGUUUCUGUGAACAAAGUGAGUGUUUUGGAGAGACAGCUACACCAGUAUUUCAAUCAGGACUUUAGUGAGCAUUUAGCAGAUGACGAGAAAGAGUUAUCUCAGGAUGAUCGGCGAUUUCUGGACAUUGCCAAAAUUUCAGUGUACAUGGAGGAAGGUCAUUAUGUUCUUGGCCUGCCCUUCAAGAGUGAUUCUGUUAUCAUGCCAAACAACAGAUCUCAAGCAGAACAGCGUGCAGCUACAUUGGCAAAAAAGUUUGCCAGGAAUAGUGAGUUUCAUACGGAGUACAAGGCCUUUAUGGACAAUGUGUUGACAAAGGGAUAUGCUCGAGAAGUGCCGACUGAGCAGUUGAAUCGUUGCGAUGGUAAAACAUGGUACCUACCACAUCACGGAGUGUACCACCCGAAGAAGAAGAAGAAGCUGCGUGUUGUGUUCGAUUGUGCGGCAAGAUUUGGCGGGACAUCUCUUAAUGAUCAACUCCUACAGGGGCCAAACCUCACUAACACUCUUGUUGGUACACUUCUGAGAUUCAGACAGGACAAUGUUGCAGUCAUGGGUGACGUGGAGUCAAUGUUCUAUCAGGUUCGCGUGCCCCCUGAACAAGCUAGCUUCUUGAGAUUCUUGUACUGGAAAGAUGGAGACACAUCCGGUCCGCUCAUUGAAUACCAGAUGAUGGUGCAUUUGUUCGGUGCCUCAUCUUCACCAAGUUGCGCCAAUUUUGCCCUCAGGCAAACCGCUUUGGACAAUCAACACCUGUAUGAGAAGGAUGUCACAGACACUCUACUAAAACACAUGUACGUCGAUGACUGUCUUCGAAACCAGCCCAGUGAUGCCAGUGCCAUCCCUUUGGUGGCUAAUGUGGUGGAGCUUUGCGCCAAGGGUGGAUUUAGACUCACACAAUGGACUAGUAAUAGUAGACCUGUAGUUGAGUCAGUUCCAGCUGAAGACAGGGCCAAAGGCAUGAAGGACAUCGAUUUGGAUAAGGACAAUUUGCCCCUUGAGAGGGCACUAGGGGUCCAAUGGGAUCCAGAGUCAGACAAGUUUGGCUUUAAGACGAUAGACAAAGAUAAGCUGCCAACGCGCCGUGGUAUCUUAUCUGUGACAAGCUCAGUGUAUGAUCCGAUCGGCUUUCUUUCACCGUUCAUUCUGAAAGCUAAGUUGAUUCUGCAGGACUUAUGCCGCCUUGGAAUAGAUUGGGACGAUGAUAUCCCUGAGGAGCAUAUGGCUAAGUGGCAGAGAUGGUUGUCAGAUUUACCUAAGGUUUCAAACUUCAAGACAGACAGGUGUGUCAAACCGAAGGACUUUAACAAUGUAGUUUCUUCCCAGUUGGUUCACUUCAGUGACAGUAGUGAAGCUGGAUAUGGGGUAGUGUCUUACCUCAGACUGGUGAAUGGCGAUGGAAGGAUCCACUGCUGCUUGCUACUUAGCAAAUCUCGUGUUGCACCGCUCAAACAUAUCUCAAUUCCAAGAAUGGAAUUGACAGCAGCCACUGUAGCUGUUCGUGUUGAUAGAAUGCUCAGAAAGGAGUUAGACUUAACCCUCGACAAGUCAAUCUUCUUCACUGACAGUACCGCUGUCAUCAAGUACAUUAGGAACAAGGGUACCAGGUUCAAAACAUUUGUUGCCAAUCGACUAGAAAUCAUCCAUGAUGGAUCUGAUGCUUCCCAGUGGUGUUACAUUGACACAAAAUGUAACCCAGCAGAUCAUGCUUCGAGAGGCCUGUGGGCAGACGCCUUCUUGAACUGUAGUUCUUGGUCCAAUGGUCUAGAGUUUCUGUGGAAACCUAUGGAGGAAUGGCCGACUUACCCCAGCGUCAUAGCCAACCUUGUUGGAGCAAACAACGUGGAUGAUCUUGAGAUCAAGUGUGCUGCAGUUGGUGCAGUUAGUUCAGUUGACAUAGAGGAUAGUGCGUCUGAAACUGUAAGAAAGCUGAUAAAUCACUACUCAUCUUGGAGUGGGCUGAAGAGAGGCGUAGCGCUGAUACUUAGGGUGCGUGGAGAGCUUCUGCGCCGCAGCAGAGUUCGUAAACAGAACUUAGAUGUUCAGAGGCAUGAUGUGACUUGCAGUCCGCUGACUGUUGACGACUUGAGAAAAGCUGAGAAAGCCAUUCUAGUUUUCUCUCAACGCGAGACAUUUUGUGAGGAAAUCAAAUGUCUUGAGGAAGGAUCAGGAAAUGUUGUGAAAAGAGCCAGUACAUUGUACCAACUUGAUCCAUUCCUAGAGGAUAGUCUGGUCAGAGUUGGAGGUCGGUUGAGUAAUUCAGCUAUGCCAAGGAAAGCAAAACAUCCAGUGAUUUUGCCUAAAAACUGUCAUGUUUCUCAGCUGAUACUCCAGGACAUCCAUAGAAACUUACUGCAUAGUGGUAGAAAUCAUAUGAUAGCGAAACUCAGGCAGAGAUUUUGGAUUACUAAUGCCAAUUCAGCUGCCACAAAGGUGAUUUCAGACUGUGUUACUUGCAGGAGACAUCGAUCAAAGGUGAUUGAACAGAAAAUGGCAGACUUGCCGCAGGACAGGUUAAUUCCUGACGAACCGCCAUUCUCUCGGACAGGAGUUGAUUACUUUGGUCCAAUCGAGGUCAAAAGAGGUCGUGGUACGGUAAAGCGCUAUGGUGUGUUGUUCACAUGUUUGACUGUCAGAGCUGUACACCUUGAAUUGGCAGACAGUUUAGACACGGACUCUUGUAUCAAUGCGAUUCGAAGAUUCGUUGCCCGUAGAGGUCAAGUUGUAAAGCUGCGCUCGAAUAAUGGCACUAACUUUGUUGCAUCUGAAAAGGAACUAAAGUUAGCAUUUCGCAGUAUUGACCAGAGUAGGAUCCAGCAAAUGUUGGCGAAGCAAGGCAUUGUGUGGGAGUUCAACACUCCCUAUGCUCCUCACCAAGGAGGCAUUUGGGAGCGCCAGGUUCAAACUGUGAAACGGAAGUUGAAGGUUAUUUUGAAGGAACAAUCUGUGAGUGACGAGGGACUGCGUACUUUGCUUUGUGAAGUUGAGGCAGUGGUUAAUGACCGACCACUCACUAGAGCAUCAAGUGACCCUAGUGAUUUGGAAGUUCUUACUCCAAAUCAGCUGUUGUUGUUGAAGUCACAACCGUACUUGCCUGUUGGAACAUUUGAUAAGAAUGACCUGUACACAAGGCGUAGAUGGAGACAGGUCCAAUUUCUGGCUGACUUGUUUUGGAAGAGAUGGAUCCAGGAAUACCUUCCCCUUCUCCAAACAAGGCAGAAAUGGCUCACUCCCAGGAGGAACGUGGUUCCUGGAGACAUUUGUUUGAUUGUGGAUCAGAGUUCCCCGCGAGGUGCUUGGCCAAUGGCCAAGAUUGUUGAGACUUUUCCUGACAAAAGGGGUUUUGUCAGACGUGUAAGGUUGCGAACAGCAACUGGAACUGUACUGGAUAGACCUGUCCACAAACUGUGUCUGUUACUAGAAAUGGAUGAACCUCAGCAAGACUAA
Lineus longissimus is the source of this 5499-nucleotide messenger RNA. RefSeq lists its product as uncharacterized. Lineage: Eukaryota; Metazoa; Nemertea; Pilidiophora; Heteronemertea; Lineidae. The record is from RefSeq and is a predicted model, not a curated record. Gene Ontology annotation, molecular function: nucleic acid binding. Gene Ontology annotation, biological process: DNA integration. The coding region runs from base 1 to 5499 and encodes 1832 amino acids. The transcript has 2 exons.